AUGGCCCUCAUCACACUUUUGCUAUUCCCCGUCGUCGGCUUUCUCCUCUAUCAUCUGCUGUCACGCCGCGGAUCAAUUCCACCUAAAGGACUUCGAACCGUCCCUGGUCCCGGCGGAAAAGUUCCCAUCAUUGGCCAUGCCCACCUCCUGAAACCCACAGGCUCUCAACGCCAAUUCAUCGACUGGGCAAACCAGUACGGUGAAGUCUUCUCGCUGCAGCUGGGGUGGGAGAACUGGAUUUUCCUCAACAGUCCUUCGGCGGUGAAGGAAAUUAUGGACAAGCAGUCGGCCUCGACGUCUGGCCGGCCACCAAUGCCCGUUGGCGCCGACAUCAUCUCCGGCGACAUGCGCUUCUUGCUCAUGACCUACAGUCCGCGCUGGCGGCGGUUGCGGGCGAUCGUGCACAAGCUGCUGACUCCAAAGGCGUCGGAUACGUUCAAGCCGAGUCAGGAGUUUGAAGCGAAGCAGUUGCUGCAUGACAUCUUGAAGGAGCCGGAGAAGACGUACGACCAUUGUAGACGCUACACCACUUCGGUUGUGAUGACCUCGACUUAUGGAAGGAGGAUACCUGAGUUUGAUUGCGAAGACACGAAGGAGAUCUACGGGCUGAUGAAGGACUUCACCGAGAAUAUGCCCCCGACCAACGCCUUCCUCCCGGAUCUGGUUCCCCCGCUCGCCAAGCUGCCAACCUGGAUGCAGUGGUGGAGAAAGCCAGCACUCGCCAUGCAAAAGCGCCAAACCGCCAUCUGGACCAGGUACUGGCGCACACUCCUCCAGCAAAUGGAAGAAGGCAAAGCCCCCGAAUGCUUCGUAAAGCAAUUCAUCGAAACUGAGUACCAAAAACAAGACAUCAGCGAAAUGCAAGCCGCCUGGGUCGCCGGCAGUCCGUCUCCCCCCUCCUCCUCCCUCCUUCCCCCCACUAACGCCUUCACCCCAGCCAUGAUCGAAGCCGGCUCCGAAACCACCUCCAGCACCCUCAACACCACCCUCAAAUACCUCGCCGCGCAUCCCCACGCCCAAUCCCGCGCCGCCGCCGAACUCGACGCCGCCAUCGGCUCCACCCGCACGCCCACCUUCGCCGACGAGCCCGCGCUGCCCUACAUCCGCGCCAUCGCGAAGGAAGUCCUGCGGCUACGCCCCAUCACGAACUUCGGCACGCCGCACUACACGACCGAAGCCGUGCGCUACAAGGACUACUGGAUCCCGGCCAACACCGUCGUCACGAUUAACCAGUACGCCUUGCACUACGACGCCACUCGGUACGCGGAGCCAGAGGCAUUCCGGCCGGAGAGGUACCUGGCGUAUCCGCACAAGAGCGGGGUGUACGCGGCGGGGGCGGAUGCGGAGGGGCGGGAUCACUGGAGUUUUGGGGCGGGGAGAAGGAUUUGCUCGGGGAUGCAUUUGGCGGAGAAUAGCUUGUUUAUCACGAUCGCGAAGAUUGUGUGGGCGUUUGAGAUCGCGCCGAGGGAGGGGGAGGGGGUCGAUUUGUCGGAUGAGGGGUUUGAGCCGGGGGUGAAUACGCUGCCGAAGCCGUAUGUGUUGGAGUUUAGGCCGAGGAGUGAGGAGAGGGAGAGGGUGGUGAGGGAGGAGUGGGAGAGGGCGCUGGAGGAGGGGUUUUGGUUGGGGGAGAGGAAGGUUAAUGCUGAGGGGAUGGUGGUGGGGUAA
Lasiodiplodia theobromae is the source of this 1665-nucleotide messenger RNA. Its product is annotated as Cytochrome p450 protein. The record is from RefSeq and is a predicted model, not a curated record. The transcript has 2 exons. Gene Ontology annotation, molecular function: monooxygenase activity; heme binding; oxidoreductase activity, acting on paired donors, with incorporation or reduction of molecular oxygen. The coding region runs from base 1 to 1665 and encodes 554 amino acids. NCBI's taxonomy places the organism in Eukaryota, Fungi, Ascomycota, Dothideomycetes, Botryosphaeriales, Botryosphaeriaceae.